AUGUCCUCGCCCCAGACAUCGUCGGACUCGCGCGAGCCGGCCGAGCCCGCUGCCGACAUCAAGCUGACCCUGGUCAUGAAGGAGAGCAUCCUGCAGAGCACACUCAAAAACAGCUACCUGCUGAGCUCGCAUCUGACCGUGUACCAGGUUCGCAUCCAGCUGCAGCGUCUCAUCAAGAACAACCUGAAGAAGCUCAAGAGCAAGGACCCGAACGAUGUAAUCGUGCCAAUCGACAUCGAUCUCAACAACCCGCCGUAUAUCUUCGUCAAUAGCUUCCUGCCCAAUGACGACAUGACUGUGUCGCAACUGUUCCUGGUGCGCGCCCCAUGA
Molecule: messenger RNA, 330 nt
Organism: Fonticula alba
Lineage: Eukaryota; Rotosphaerida; Fonticulaceae
Exons: 3
Coding region: 1-330 (109 amino acids)
Source: RefSeq, a predicted model, not a curated record